Molecule: messenger RNA, 510 nt
Organism: Protopolystoma xenopodis
Lineage: Eukaryota; Metazoa; Platyhelminthes; Monogenea; Polystomatidea; Polystomatidae
Source: the annotation of a GenBank genome assembly
GGCUCACCAUUUCUUAGCUUUCAGGACACCUUGUCGGAACAUAGUUUCACUGAACGUACUGACUCAUAUACCGGCUACAGUGAUCGCUACAGCCUAUUCGCUAGCUGCGCUCCUCUUGAUUGUGUUCGAGUCUGGGAUCUGCGAAGUCCACCACGACAUGUCCUCCAAAUUGGCUCCGGGGCGUCUGGUGCUUGUGGUGGCGGAGCCGUGCCCGAUCUGCUGACUCCCAGCACUCAAUUGCUCUUUAGCCCUUGCGCUCGAUAUCUGUUAGUCGGAGCUCCUGGACAUCAGGCUCCAGAAAUAGCUGAUCCAGUAAUAUAUGAUUUGCGCUUUUUUCACCGAAGCAUCUCGGAGAGCGGCCCUACAGUUCGUCUAUGCCGGCAAAGUGGGACGCGCCACACAGCCAACUACACCGCUACAGCAGUAGAGUGGCAUCCACUUAGGCCUCUGGUUGUAACAGGCAAUCAUGCUGGUGUAGUGGAGGCGUACUCAGAAAAAAAGACUGAUUGA